CGUCCAGAAAGCGUAGCUUAAGAAGUGAUCAGGUAACCUACAGGAGUUUAGGCCACAGUUAAAUACCCGUAACAGGAACCAUGGCAACCCACGAUCAACAACGACAUACGGCGGCGAAGGCCCCGGUCCCGAAUGACCUUUCGCAGUUAACCAAAAGCAUGGCGGAAUUCACACGUAACCUAUACAAUGAGAUCAGCAAACAGAACCCUGAUGAGAAUCUGUUCUUUUCCCCGUUCAGCAUCGCCACUGCCUUGGGGAUGACUUUAGCAGGAGCUAAAGGAAACACUGCUAGUCAGAUUAUAAAGGCUCUAAAGUUGACACAAGAGAGCGACGACUUCCACACUGCCUUCCAGAAACUAUUUGGGGAAAUUAAAACCACGAACGCCGCAUACACCCUUAGCACAGCUAACAACAUGUUCGUCGACCAGAAAUUCAAAGUGUUGGACGAGUAUUUGAAGGCGAUCCAGUCGUCGUUCAAAUCCCAUGUCACAAACGUCAAUUUCGCCCAAGAUUCCGAAGGUUCCCGUUCAACCAUAAAUACAUGGGUAGACAAGGAAACGAAUUCAAAAAUCCAGGAUUUGAUUCCAUCAGGGGUGCUCACGGCGCAGACCGUCAUAGUUUUGGUCAACGCGAUAUACUUCAAAGGAAAUUGGGCCAGGAAAUUUUCGUCAGACGUCACGCACUCAAAACCAUUCCAGUUGAAGAACGACAAGAAAAUUCAAGUGGACAUGAUGUACCAAAAGGCCAAAUUCCCCUUAGGCCGCCUCACUGAGCUAGAUUGUCAAAUCCUGGAGCUACCGUAUGUUGAGCAUGACCUGAGCAUGUUCAUUUUGCUUCCAAGGAGAGCAAACGGCCUGACGCGUCUGGAAGAGUCUCUCACACCAGCAAUACUUCAGUCAGUCCGGAGCUUUGUCUCCGAAACAGAGGUUGAAGUCCAUCUUCCGAAAUUUAAACUCGAAAAAGGGGCAGAGCUUUCAAACAUUCUAGAGCAGCUAUGGAUAAAGGACUUGUUCGCGGAAGGUGUGGCUGACCUGUCAGGUAUAGAUGGCACGAAGGACCUGUACGUCUCCAAUGUCGUCCACAAAGCUUUCAUCGAAGUGAACGAAGAGGGUACCGAAGCUGUAGCAGCCUCAGGCUUUGUACCCACUCCCUUGUGCUACACGAUGCCUGUGCAGUUUAACGCGGAUCAUCCGUUUCUGUUUUUUAUCAUGCAUAAUCGGACGGGCGUGAUUUUGUUCAUUGGGCGCCUUUCACAACCGCAAGAAUCAGGGAAAGAAAAGGAUGAACAAUACUAGCCAUUGAGGAUUGUAUAAAGUGUAUGUUAUGCAUUCCAUACAGAAGGGUUGGUGUGAAACAUGUGGAAGUUUGCAUUUCCGAGCUCUUACGGACACUCCUAAAUCGGGAUUGUCAUGCUGUGUUACUUACACAAACGAUGUGUAUAUUGUGGCCGUGUGUAUGGUGUGGGGGGAGGGGGCGUAUACUGUGUGUGUGGGCGGGGGGAACACCGAGCACUUGUUCAGUCUGAACUUGUAUAUUUAAUUUGUGCUCAUGUGUACACAGUGCUUAUUAGUACACGGACCCUGUCUGUGGAAUUUUGUGUAUAUUUCGUCAUACACUCAGUUAUACUGUGGAUUUUCCCUCUUAUUCGUGCAUUUAUGCCUGUAUGGUUUUCCGCAUUGUGGAAUAUAUGCGUCCGUUUGGACUUGACACCGUUGUACAUGUAAGUAGAUUAGUAUUUGUAUAGACACUGCUAUCCUUUCUUGUUAAACUUAAGUACUUUAGUAUUUGUAAAAAUAUUGUUAUCUGUUCUUGUUAAACCUAAUAAA
Molecule: messenger RNA, 1826 nt
Organism: Liolophura sinensis
Lineage: Eukaryota; Metazoa; Mollusca; Polyplacophora; Chitonida; Chitonidae
Product: leukocyte elastase inhibitor-like
Exons: 2
Coding region: 81-1295 (404 amino acids)
Biological process (GO): negative regulation of endopeptidase activity
Molecular function (GO): serine-type endopeptidase inhibitor activity
Source: RefSeq, a predicted model, not a curated record